This is a messenger RNA of Periophthalmus magnuspinnatus, 2755 nucleotides long. It is a transcript of the gene parvb, whose product is annotated as parvin, beta. The transcript is spliced from 13 exons. The record is from RefSeq and is a predicted model, not a curated record. Gene Ontology annotation, biological process: establishment or maintenance of cell polarity; lamellipodium assembly; actin cytoskeleton organization. Bases 211 to 1299 code for a protein of 362 amino acids. Lineage: Eukaryota; Metazoa; Chordata; Actinopteri; Gobiiformes; Gobiidae. Gene Ontology annotation, molecular function: actin binding. Gene Ontology annotation, cellular component: actin cytoskeleton; lamellipodium; cytoplasm.
UGUGCGCAAAUAAAGACUGUCUCACGUGUAAGUCAUUCUUGCUUAACCAUGGAUGCCCCCAAACAGCGCUCUGCCCAAAUCCUGGCACGCGUCUGAGCUUUUUGGGAGGGACAUUUGGCACCAGCGUCUGAAUACUCCACAGUCCAGAACAGGAGGUCAUUUUACUGCUGCUUAUACUCUAAGACACGGGACAAUAACAUCAAAUCAACUAUGUCUGGGACUCCGGGCUCCUCUGGCACCGCUAAAAUGAAAAAGGACGAGUCAUUUCUGGGUAAAUUAGGGGGCACUCUGGUGCGCAAGAAGAAGUCUAAAGAAGUGAGUGAUCUUCAUGAGGAGGGGAAAAAUGCCAUCAAUGCUCCCAUGUUGCCUGCAGGGACAGAGAUCCACCCAGAGGACACAAUGCUGGAGGAAAAUGCAGAGAGGAUCAUGCUGGACCCCACCUCAAGAGAAAACCUGAAAUUUAAAGAUCUGGUCAAGGUUCUUAUUGACUGGAUCAACAGUGAGCUGGAGGAGGACCGGAUCAUUGUCAAAGACUUAGAAGAGGACUGUUACGACGGGCAAGUGCUGCAGAAACUCUUCGAGCAGCUGUCGGGUCGAAAGCUGAAUGUGGCCGAGGUGACUCAGUCUGAGAUCGGGCAGAAGCAGAAGCUGCAGACUGUUCUAGAGGCAGUGAACGAGCAGCUCCGCCCCCAUGGCUGGAGCGUCGAGUGGAGCGUCGACUCUAUUCAUUCAAAGAACAUAGUGGCGAUUGUGUAUCUACUGGUUGCCUUGGCGAUGCACUUCCAGGCUGCUAUCAGACUACCUGAACAUGUCUCAGUACAAGUGGUGGUGGUCAAGAAACAAGAGGGCGUCCUGCACACAGCUGUAGUGACCAAAGAGCUGACCAGCACCACAGAGAUGAUGCUGGGAAGAUUUGAGAGAGAUGCAUUUGACACUCUGCUGGAUCACGCACCUGACAAGCUCAACGUGGUGAAAACGUCUCUCAUUACCUUCGUGAACAAACAUUUGAACAAGCUGAACCUGGAGGUGACUGAGUUGGAGACUCAGUUUGCAGAUGGAGUCUACUUGAUAUUACUGAUGGGGCUGCUUGAAGACUACUUUGUCCCUUUGUACAACUUCUUUUUGACGCCAGAGAACUUUGAACAGAAGGUUCACAAUGUCGCCUUUGCUUUUGAGCUUAUGCAAGAUGGAGGCCUGAAGAAACCCAAAGCCAGACCAGAAGAUGUGGUCAACCUUAAUCUCAAGUCCACCCUGAGAGUACUAUACAACCUCUUCACCAACUACAAAAACACAGAAUGACUCUUGACAUAAUAUCACUGCACUGAACACUGCUUUGUGCCUAUAUAACUGCUUGUAGAGUCUGGACACUGGGACAGCUGGGAGGACCUCUACUCAUUACUAUGUAUGACUCAAAAUGACCCAUGGGAAGAAACUCAGGAUGUGGGUAUUUCAUCUCCUCCAAAUGUCACUAUUUAUUUAUUCUUUGUUGAAUGUUAACCGCGACCAAGCAAACCCCGUAACCUUUCAGAGAGAAUUUGAAUAUACAACUGUCCCGGGAAAUAGCGGGAGGGCAGAAUAUAAAACCAAAGGGUAAUAGACUGUCGCUGUUGAACCAAAUGUGAUAUUUUUGGGGAUGAAUUUGCUUUUCAAAUAACGUGACUGACACUACUCAUAUUUGUGCAGACCAAAAACUGAACUCAAUUUAUUAUCUUGAAUGUUUGGAAAAUGAUGUAUUGAGGUUAUAGUUUUGUUACAUAAUAAUCUAAGUAAUUGUGUAAAAACAAGACAUUUCAAGAAAUUAAUUUUAAAAAAUACAUGUCAAAACAGAAUAGAACAAAUUAAAAAAGCUCUGUCAAACUGUGUUUGGUUGAAAAGUUACGCAGUACACCUUUAAACCUUUCUGUCAAAAGGUACAUAAACCUGCUUGUCUUCAUGGUUGCCUCUCCACAGAUGUAACUUGGCCUGGUGGUGCAUUAUUUCCAUGAAGAUUUAAUUUAAGUUUAAUGCCAUAUUGUGUAAUAUAGGGAACACAGGUACUAUGUAACAUUGUGUAACAAAGGUAACAUAGGCAAAGUGAUAACAUCUCCAUGGAGACAAGCAGGUGCAUGACUCCUCAAGCAGGUGUGUAACUCCACCAGAAAAGUUACGCAGUGCACCUGUAAAGAACACUAUUUGUUAAAGCCGUUGUCACAUUCAUUUUGACUGUGUUAUAAAAUGAUGUUAUGUGAUUAAAUAAGCCAAAUCAUCAAGAUUUUUUCAUUCAUAGUUUUUCCAAAUCCUCUUAAUUUAAUGCAGUGUUCAGGAGGUCCAUGUACCUGACAUCUUUGCGGUAUCCAGGCAACUAAUGGAGACUGAUAUGGCUCUAUUCAAACAAGCCACAUACAACACAAACAAACCGCGUACACUUACUCACUAUUGUUAAGUGCAGCCAGUGCAGUGGGAACAUUGAGACCAUAAACCAUGUACUGCAAAAUAGGCCAUUCCUAAUCAAUGCCAUUUGAAGUAACCAGUUAGAUAACGCUUUUCUGUAAUCAGGACAAAAUGAUGUGAAGAAUUGUUAUUAAUAAUUUGACUUAAUGUGUAAUAAUGAGUAGAAUUAAUUUCAUAACUUUAUUUUGCAGUCAGUUUUACACUUUUGUGUAAUGUUAGUGCAUCUCUCUGAUUGUUAUUAAGUUGAUAUUGCCUCCAUGUUUUGCCAUUCUGCUUUGGAUUUUACCACCAAUAUAUUUGACCACGUUAUUUAUAUUUACUGUGC